This is a messenger RNA of Vittaforma corneae ATCC 50505, 480 nucleotides long. RefSeq lists its product as uncharacterized. The transcript has a single exon. NCBI's taxonomy places the organism in Eukaryota, Fungi, Microsporidia, Nosematidae. Gene Ontology annotation, biological process: ribosomal large subunit biogenesis. The coding region runs from base 1 to 480 and encodes 159 amino acids. The record is from RefSeq and is a predicted model, not a curated record. Gene Ontology annotation, cellular component: nucleolus.
AUGCGAAUCCAUAAGUGCUGGUUUUGUUCAGCAAACAUCUACCCAGGUCAUGGGACCACAUUCGUAAGGAGUGACUGCACAGUAUUUAGAUUCUGCAGGCCAAAGUGCUUCAAGCUCUUCAAGAAAAGACUGAAUCCAAGAAAAAUCAAAUGGACCAAGAUUUCACGUAAGCUGGCCAAUAAAGAGCUUAUCAAUGAUCCAAUAAUGCAGUUUGAAAGAAGAGUUGAUGUGCCUGCCGUAUACAACAGAGAAGUCCUUUUGCAGACGAUUGAUGCAAUUCCAAAGAUAGCCAAAGUUAAGCAGAGAAGAGAGAAUCUCUUUAUAGCCAAUAGAAUACUUUCAAGACAAGAAGAAUCAAAGGCCAGAGAUCUUAAAUUUAUCGAGAAGCACAAACAUCUUCUUAGUAAGGAGACCAUUCAGGUAGAGCCCAGGGAAGCUAAAGCACAUAAGAAAACAGAAAAAGAGGCUGAGUACAACUAA